AUGGAGUCGAAAGGGACCAGGUGUGGGUGCCGAUGUAGCUUCAGCUUGUGUGUACCUGACACUUUUGAGGGGGUGCACAAUAACCCACGAGAGGAGUGUGGGUAUAUGUACUAUAGUGGAGUACCUUGUCUCCCGAGAGGGGAAACCGGUGAGGAAGGGUGUGGUUUGACAGGUACUUCUGGAAAAUACUUCUGGCUCGUUGUCGACUGCAAGCUUGUUCCGGCAGUGGGUGGAGAGAAAAGCCCGAGCGCAGGCUGCAGGCCGAGGGUUCAAAAAUGGUUGCUGGUUUAUCAAGUCGAGACGGGUGGGUGA
Molecule: messenger RNA, 312 nt
Organism: Pyricularia pennisetigena
Lineage: Eukaryota; Fungi; Ascomycota; Sordariomycetes; Magnaporthales; Pyriculariaceae
Exons: 1
Coding region: 1-312 (103 amino acids)
Source: RefSeq, a predicted model, not a curated record